Impatiens glandulifera is the source of this 1200-nucleotide messenger RNA. Its product is annotated as transcription factor MYB46-like. NCBI's taxonomy places the organism in Eukaryota, Viridiplantae, Streptophyta, Magnoliopsida, Ericales, Balsaminaceae. Bases 32 to 1000 code for a protein of 322 amino acids. The transcript is spliced from 2 exons. The record is from RefSeq and is a predicted model, not a curated record.
UUUCUAACGUGACCUAAUUAAUUAAUUAAUAAUGAGGAAGAAUGCAGAGUCGACGUCGAAGCUGAUGAAUAUGAGGAAAGGACUAUGGUCGCCGGAGGAAGAUGAAAAGCUUUUAGGUUACAUGCUCGCCAACGGCCGUGGCUGCUGGACGGAGGUGGCCAGAAACGCCGGCUUACAAAGGUGCGGCAAGAGCUGCCGGCUCCGGUGGAUUAACUAUCUCCGGCCUGACCUUAAGAGAGGAGCCUUCUCCCCUCAGGAACAAGACCUAAUCAUCUAUUUGCAUUCCCUCCUUGGAAACAGGUGGUCACAAAUUGCUGCGAGUAUGCCCGGGCGAACCGAUAACGAGAUUAAGAAUUUCUGGAAUUCAACUAUGAAGAAGAGGCUAAAGAGUUCGCCUGUUUUGUGCUCUCCAAACGCAAGUGAUUCAUCAUUGGAAACCAAUGUUGUGGGAAGAAAUGACCAAUUCAUGUCCUUGGCAGAACAAAACCUUAUGGCAACUUACAUGGAUAUUGCCACUUCAUCUUCAUCAACAUCAUCACUAUCGUUUCCCCAACUUAUGUCCAUGCACCCACCAAAUCACGACUCACAACCCAUAUCUGAGUUUUCCUUAAACGCGUAUGACACAAUUAGUUAUAAUAACCACCAUGAACGUUUGUCUUGUGGGUCGACAUGCAUUCAAAGGAGUUGCGUUGAUCUUGGCUUGAUCUAUGGGAUUAAUGAAGAUAAUGCUUUUGGAAAUGCCAACAACAUUAAUGGAACUUAUGUGGAUAUCAUUGUUCCACCUUUAGAGACGAUAAGCAAUGAAACAAGCAUUGAUAUCGAGAAAUCUUUCAAUAGAAAUCCUAGUAUAGGGAGCAACAUUAAUAAUAUUGGUCAUAUCAAAGAGGAGAAAGUGUCACCGGGAUUGGAGGGUCUUUGGCAACAAGUAGAAGAAGAUGUAAAACUUGGGGAUUGGGACUUGGAGGAACUUCUUCAUAUGGAUUUCAAGGAAAGUAGUUAGUGAGUUUAUACACAAAGUAGGUUAUAUGGUUAGACACAUAUAUAUUUAAAUCUCUUACAAAGAUGGAAUUUCGUGGAUCUCGAUCCAAGCUCAUUUUAUACCGUCCAAAUAAAACAUUGUUAUAAAACGCGGACAAAAUAAAUACUUCUAUUCUUUGAAAGUAUUAUGUAUAUUGUGACAUGUAAAAUAUAUAAAUUCAA